GGUGCUGGACUGAGGGAUGCUCUGCACUCCCCAGGUCUGGCUGGGCCAAAAGGGCCCCAGAGUCUUGGAGGUGCUGAGGAUCCUGGCUCUGAUGCUUUGCAUAUGCUCAGGCCACAGGGAUUAUUUGAAUUAUGGUAUCCCAGAAGAAGGAGAAAGCGGCAUGACAACAGAAGAGCCCAGGCAGCAGCGGGGAACUGGUGUGGAGGACCAAACAACCUUCAUCUUCAUCCAUGUCGAGAGCAGCAAAUAUUCACUGCCCUGCAGCCCCGCUGAGAUGUAUGUUCCUGAUCGCACUUACCAUUGGAGCCGGGAUGGAGAAGGGUCCCAGUUCCUCUCAGUCAGUGCCCAGGGAUUUCUCACCUUCCAGCACUUCCGAGGUGGUGACAGCGGGAAUUACUCCUGCACCGUCUCUUACCAGGAGGAUGGACACCUCAGGACUGAGACGUUCCACUACACCAUCCUGGGGUACCAUGUGACUGGAGGCCUGGAGGCCCUGCUCAUCUUCCGAAGCCAGGUCUGCGAGGAGGGGGCAAAAAAGCGGUUCUUGUGGUUGCUGCAGGAGAGCCUGGGCCAGGUGGUCUCUAAGCAUCACUGCAGGCUCCUGCUCAGUGAGUCUACCUGCUUCCCCACUGUGCAAGAGCCCUUGGAUGAGUUCAAUCUCCAGGUACAAUUCCAAGGUAGAAACCUAGAGAGAACAGUGAUGGCAGAGUCCUAA
Molecule: messenger RNA, 715 nt
Organism: Alligator mississippiensis (American alligator)
Lineage: Eukaryota; Metazoa; Chordata; Crocodylia; Alligatoridae
Exons: 5
Coding region: 17-715 (232 amino acids)
Biological process (GO): acrosome assembly; binding of sperm to zona pellucida
Cellular component (GO): extracellular region; acrosomal vesicle; zona pellucida receptor complex
Source: RefSeq, a predicted model, not a curated record